Molecule: messenger RNA, 1659 nt
Organism: [Candida] anglica
Lineage: Eukaryota; Fungi; Ascomycota; Pichiomycetes; Serinales; Debaryomycetaceae
Source: the annotation of a GenBank genome assembly
AGGGGAAUGCGUGGGCCGCCCCCGUCACAUGGCUGCGCAAGGAAGGUAUAUAUGGUGGGAUUCUUCCCCCUUGGAAAGGAUGGAUUUGUUUUUUUCUCAACAAGAGUUAUUGGGGCUACACAAGGAGAAAAGGGUUCGUUAAGCCACCAGGAGACAUAAAUACGAUACCCAGAAGGAGAUUAAUACCCCAUUAAGCGACAGAAAAAAAAAUUGAUUACAACUCAAAAACAGCUACCCCAUUUCCAAAAUGAUGUUCAAAUUCUUUAGAUUCAUAUUGAUCUUAUUGUCAAUAGCAACAUGUAUCCUUGCUGCACUUGCCUUGGUCGGGUCUUACCAGGACCAGACUUGGUUAACUAAGGCAUAUCUUAUUAACUUCCAACCUACACAGCUUAAGUUGGGACAAUUGUUCCAAGCAAAUGAUUUUAAAAAAAGAGACAAUGGUCUUUAUAUGGGCAAUUGUUACUAUGGAAAUAGUGGAGCAUAUGGUGAGAAUCUUAAAUCAUGUUCUACUCCCACUACCGCACAAGCCACUGCUGCUGACACACCGGUCGCAGCUAAUCCAGAUGCCGCUACCAAUGCUGCCACUGGUGUUGCUGUAGCUGCAACUACAAAUGCUAUUCCUACCGGAUAUACUACCACUGCUGGAGCAAAUACAUACACUUCUGCUACAAACACCAUAAACCUGGGUUCUUCUUCUAGUUCUGCAAUCCCAAGUAAUUUAGGAAACGUUGGACAGAUUGUACAAAGAUUUUCCUCCUCUCUGACUUACAAAGACUUGGGAUUGGCAGAUGUAUACUCCAUUUCUCUUUGGGGGUACUGUAGAGGAACUAUUGGUAACCAGGAGUCCAUUGGUCAGACUUAUGACAACUCUAAUGUUACCUACACCAACUGUACCAAGGCCAAGCCAGCAUUUUUCUUUGAUCCAUUGACCGUCCUCAAGCAGGAACUCAAUAACACCAUUGAUGAUCCAAAGACGGAUGUUAACAAAAAGGCAGCGUUAACAGCAAUUAGAGAUAAUGUUUCUUACGAAAAUUUGAACUUACCAGGUGAUUUGGAGAAAAACCUCAAGAGUAUGCAGAGUUCAACAAAGGCAUUAUUUGCCAUUCUUGUUGCUGUGGUGGUUCUUUCUUUUAUCUCCAUCAUCAUUCAACUUCUUGGUUGUGUUCUUUCACCAGAUCAUUGUUGUCUUUCCUUCCUCAACUUUCUUUUCCAAUGUCUUAUUUUCGUUUUAGCAGUGGUUGCAUCUGGUCUUAGUACUGGGUUAUACCUCUAUGUUAGAAGCCAAGUUAAUGACAAUGUUAAAGAUUAUGGGGUCAAAUCUUUCCUUUCUAUAUCUUUCUAUGCGUACACUUGGUCUUCUGCAGCUGCUGCUUGGCUCGUGAUUAUUUUCUCACUUUUGGGACAUUGUUGUGGUCUUUUCGCCACCAACAGACAUAGAUUCAGAACUGUUCAUCACCAUGAAGAAUCUUCUUCCUCGGAUGAUGAAAAGCUUGAACAUGAACAUGAAGAUGAGCAUCAUCAUUAACAUCUCAUUCAUCUGAGUCUCACUAGAAUCAUCUUCAUCAUCAUCAGAACACCAACUCCAUGCAUACUUACAACACACAAUAUUCACUUCUACAAUGUGUUCUUUAAUUUUCAAUUCUUUAGCGAUAUUUAUCA